CGCUGAUACCUUCAACUUCCUCCCAGUUUAUUUUUAAUUGUAAAUUUGAAGGAAGUGGGCAGAGACAUCAUUCAAGAUGAGAGUUGAAACCUGCCACUUCUGCAGUCGCCCUGUAUACCCUAGCAAGGGUAUCAGUUUUGUGCGGCUCGAUUCGAAAAUGUUCCGGUUCUGCAGAAGCAAAUGUCACAAGAACUUUAAGAUGAAGCGCCAACCCCGGAAGCUGAAGUGGACCAAGACCAGCAGAGCUGCAAAUGGAAAGGAAAUGAUUGUCGACUCGUCUCUCGUUCUGUCUCAGUUCGCCAAGAAGAGGAACGCCCCCGUCAAGUACGACCGCAACCUCGUGGCCGCUACCGUUAAGGCUAUGGAGAGAGUGGAGGAGAUCCGUCAACGCAGAGAGCGCGCUUUUACCAAGCGCAGAUUGGCAGGCAAGGUCGCUCGGGACCGCAAGCGCGAGGCAGACCGGAGGGUUGUGGCCGAGGGCGAACACCUUAUCCGCAAGGAACUGCGCGACAGAGAAGAGGGCAUGCCCUUGGUGCAGGAGGGCAAGCGGAACAAGAUCCACGGCGAGGAGAGGCUCAGACAGAAGAAGAAGACCAGAGUUCUUGUGGAUGGCACAACUCAGGAGGAAAUGGACGUCGAUUAAAGGUUAUGCGCUUCCUUUGUUUCUUUCAGAUACGAUGCCCUGGGUUUUACAAUGGAGUUAGGUUGUUGUGAUAUCUGAUUUGUUUGCUACUAAAAAGAACUGAUUCAUACCUAGCUAGUGAAUAUUUUUCUACAUGGUUUACGGCUUAUGCCGGUUUACAUGCCUUGUAUAGACUUUCCUGUUCCUGUCUAU
Molecule: messenger RNA, 835 nt
Organism: Aspergillus caelatus
Lineage: Eukaryota; Fungi; Ascomycota; Eurotiomycetes; Eurotiales; Aspergillaceae
Product: ribosomal eL24 family protein
Exons: 4
Coding region: 77-643 (188 amino acids)
Biological process (GO): ribosomal large subunit biogenesis
Cellular component (GO): nucleolus
Source: RefSeq, a predicted model, not a curated record